GGAAGAAAGCGGAGACGUCACAUGGAGCGAUGCAACCAGCAGUAGCUGCUCCACCACUAAUCACACAACAUUAACAUAACUAGCUACUACAGGCUAACCCGACUAGCUGCUGGUUUCGCGUUUUGAUCUAUCACACAUUCAGAAUUGCACGUCUGCAAGAAACAAAAUUCACAGAGUGCAAAACGGAAAACGGCAUUGCGGUCACACAGUUGCCGUGGCCUCUUCUUUCAUCCAGCCGACAGGAUAUUUUGGCUAGCUAGCGAAGCCUCCGAUAGAAAACUCUGCCUUGGCUAGCGUCAGGCUAGCCAGCUAGCUAGCUAGCUACUAACAGCACUAACGGUAGUUAGCUAGCUAGCGAGCUGUAGUAACUUGCGUCAUGGAGGAACUAGUCGUGGAAGUACGAGGCACAAGUGGGGCCUUUUAUAAGGCCUUUGUGAAGGAUGUUCACGAGGGAUCAGUCACUGUGGCAUUUGAAAACAACUGGCAGCCGGAACGUCAGAUCCCGUUCCAAGAUGUGCGUUUUCCUCCUCCAACAGGGUUCUGCAAGGAGAUAAAUGAGAGCGAUGAGGUCGAGGUGUAUUCCAGGGCAAAUGACAAGGAGCCAUGUGGGUGGUGGCUGGCCAAGGUUCGCAUGGUCAAAGGAGAGUUUUACGUAAUAGAGUACGCUGCCUGUGACGCUACGUUAAACGAGAUAGUGACGCUGGAGCGAUUACGGCCGGUCAACCCCAAUAAACCAGCCACCAAAAACACCUUCAUUAAGAUCAGACUGGAUGUACCCGAGGAUCUACGGCAGAUGUGCUCCAAGGAAUCGGCACACAAAGACUUUAAAAAAGCUGUGGGAGCGUUCAGUGUCACCUACGACUCAGAGAAGAAGCAGCUGGUCAUCUUGUCUGUAAAUGAGGUCACAACAAAGCGGGCCAAUAUGAUGAGUGACAUGCACUUCAGGAGCCUCCGCACCAAACUGUCUCUCAUUACGAGGAAUGAAGAGGCCAACAGACAACUGGAGAGCUCCAGACAGCUGGCGUCACGGUUUCACGAACAGUUUGCAGUUCGGGAUGAUUUAAUGGGUUUGGCCAUCGGGACUCAUGGGGCCAAUAUUCAGCAAGCACGUAAAGUUCCUGGAGUCACUAACAUCGACCUGGACGAAGAGACAUGCACCUUCCACAUAUAUGGAGAGGACCAAGAUGCUGUCCGUAUUGCCAGGAGUUUCCUGGAGUUUUCUGAAGAUGUCAUCAAAGUUCCUAGGAACUUAGUAGGGAAGGUAAUUGGCAAGAACGGCAAACUCAUCCAGGAAGUGGUUGACAAGUCGGGUGUGGUGCGGGUUCGUAUUGAGCCUGAGAAUGACAAAAAGCCAUCUGCAGCCGCAGCGGCAGCAGCAGAUGAGGGGAUGGUGCCAUUUGUGUUUGUGGGGACGAAGGAAAGCAUCUCUAAUGCUACAGUACUGCUAGACUAUCACCUCAACUACCUAAAGGAGGUGGAUCAGUUGCGCCUGGAACGUCUUCAGAUCGAUGAGCAGCUCAGACAGAUAGGAGGUGGAGGUGGAGGAGGCGGGACGGGGCCCAGAAACCCGAAAGACAAAACCUACGUGUUCGACAACGGCAUGGGGCUUGGGAUGGGGAGAGGAGCUGGAGGUGGUGGAGGAGGAGGGAAGCCUUACGCAGGAGGAGGGAGAGGAGGACGAGGCAGGAGAGGCGGAGGAGCAGCUUUUGCUUCAGGAACCAACUCAGAGGCAUCCAACGCUUCAGAGACGGAAUCAGACCACAGAGACGAGCUCAGUGAUUGGUCGCUGGCCCCGACCGAAGAGCUGAUGACAGGAGGCGGGACUCUGCCCAGACGGACAGAUGGGAGGAAGAGAGGAGGUGGCGGAGGACCGAGGGGACGAGGAGGGAGAGGAAGAGGGGGAUACAAAGGCGACGACAUGCAGUGGAGUGAGCCAAGACCUCGUCAUGUCAGAGACUCCAAGACAAGAGCACAGGAAGACACCCUACAGAUUCGUGUGGAUGGAAACAACGAGCGCAGCGUGCAGCACUCCUCAGGCGGCCGAGGAGGAGGCGGAGGGCCUUCCUCAUCCCAGGGUGGCAUCAGUGCCGGUGGCGAGAACCAGUCCCGCCAUCACCAUCAGAGACCCAUCAGAGAUCGAGGGAUGAAGAAGGACAAACAGGACGCUCCUGCGCUGGUGAACGGAGUGUCGUAGAUACACCACUGGAGGACCUUCCCAUUUAGACACACACUCAUUCAGAAACACACUCACACAGGCAACUCAUCAUAUAAACCAUCGUAGAGUCUCAGUCUGGCUUUUUUUCUUUCUCUGUCUUUCGUCAAACACAAGAAUACACAUAUUUCCAUCAGCAUGGAAGCGUUUACCGUAGUGAAGUCUUAGACCAGAGGUGAUCUGGUAUCCGCUGGUCUGGUCUGGUUUAUUCUCGACUGGUGUUGUGUCUCCUGUUCUUCUCUGGAGUAAAACAAAACUACUUUUUUCUUGGACUAAAGGAAAAGAAGAGGAGAGAUUUGACUAAAGCUCGUCUCUCAAAGAAGCAUUAAAACCCCAACAUGCUCCUUUUCCGUUUUUUAAAACCCAGCUAAAUAGUUUUCUUUCUUCUGCCCCGUUUGGACUUGAGAAAAACAAAAGAAAAGAGGCGAAUAAAUCAAGGAUAGUAUUGGUUGACAGGAUUCAAAGAGUUACAGCCACUUGAGAAGGCAGGAUGAGACACGUUCUUCUCCUGUUCUUCUUUAGCUGCUCGCUAUAGAUAUAUUUAUACUGAAACAAGGGGAUUUGUAGAGAUGAUCUGAAAACAUAGUUUGAGGCGGCAGCUUCAGUGUUUUUUGCUGGUUGAGAAUUUGGUGGUUAAAAGCUCCAAAAUCCAACACUUGAGAGUCGGCGACAACACAGAAUUACAUUUAUAGCAUCAAUAUGUAGAUCAGAGAAUUUCAGGAAUUGGCUGCAUUUUCAACUUAACUGUUAAAAAAAUCCAAAAUACACAAUCUUUUUACCACAGAUAUUUUAAUGUCGCUACAUAACUUGUGGGAAGCAUAUAUAUCUAAGGGUAUUUGCGCUGGGAGAAGAUGUUUGUGGAGGGCACUUUAUGGAUUUUUUUUUAUUUUUUAGAGUUAUUUGAAAAUUUAAAGCAUCCAUAUUUCAGAAUGAAACAUGAGCAGGUCUGCGCCAGCUCUUAAACCAAGCUCUCAUCUGUUCUUAUUGAAGUUGUGUGUUUUGUUGCCUGUUGCCUAGAUAUUGUAAUCCUCCUUCAGUCUCUUCAGCUGUCAGAGGCAGGAAUUGAAAAAAAACAAAUGGAGAGACAUAAAUCUGAGGCACUUUGAUGUGAAUCAGCUGUUUUUAAAAAAAAAACAAAAAACAAAUAUAGACACAUCAGCUACUCUCAAGAGCGUUUGUCAGGGUACAAAAUGUCAUGAACUGCUGUCCUUUUUUAAAUGAAACCUGUCAAUGACCAGAAACACAGGAAAAAAUCCUCUCUGAUCAACAAAACAAACACUGAGUCAAGCCUUUAACACGCUGAAUCCAAGCAAUCUGCGGUUGUCGUCAACUGCAGUGGACCUCCUGUUUUUUCACAGUGACUCCCGUUCUUCAUUGAUCUCAUUGGUAAAGAGCUGUCAACAGGAACCAGCACCCAACACCAGACUUGUCAACCACAUCGGUGAGGGCUGUAGACUAGUUUACUUCCACUUACUUACAUCUAACAGAGCAGAUUUGGGCGCAGUAACGUUUGCUUUCAGACAAACAGGAUGUCGUGCAUGUAGAGCAGCUAACUCCUGUCACCUGAGUUCUUCUCUAAUUUAUGAAAAUCUUUGUAUUUAACUUUGUUUUUUGCCUUUAGAAAAAACCUCUUUUAACUAUAACUGUAGAGGAGUGUUUACUUACCUUGACAAAAUAAAAAUUUGGUCUAAGUUUUAUUCUUCUUGGUUUUCCAACUUAUUCCCGAGCCGAGUUUAAAUAUUUUGUGUAUGAUUUUUGUUUUAUCAUUUGCUGGUUGCAUUUUGUAAAAAAAAAAAGUUGUUCUGAAAUCAUCUCACAGUUACGACAAAUUAACUGCACUACUUUAUCUACCUGCUAUGUUAAAAGUUUAGUCUAAACCACAGUCAUGGAGCUGCAGUCUGUCGGUUUGUUGCACUGCUUGCUAUCAUUGUGCCUUGGAUUUAUGCUCCUCCAUUUCUGUGAAUGAGGCCCACUUGAUCAGAACCUUUUAUACCGUCUGAUUACUCCUUAGUUUAGGACACAGUGUCGAUGGCUGAUUCUGUGUCCUUGAGUACACAUCAUCGUACGACAACUUCUACAAGUUCUGCAUGUGCAUUUUCCUCCCAGAACAGGUCCAGUUUUCUGGCCUCGCUCCACACUUGUCUGCCUCGAGCUAGACCGUCUCUGUGACGCAAACAAAAAGAGGAUUUGACAGUUAUGUCUUCAAAUAGCUGAAAGUGAGCCUGUCUAACCAGCACAGGCUUCUAGAGAACAAAGAAACCAGACAACACAACAGCGUGUUGACUUCAAGCUCUCGUCUCAAGGUGUUUGGUUGACACCACUGUGAAAUAUUGUGCAUGGAAAUAUCCUUACAGUCAUUAAAAUAGAGAGUACACAUUAGGUGGAAAGGAGGCUUUUAAAGAUGGUGUUUAUUCUCAGUUGUCUCGAACUGUCCUAAAUUCAGACUGACAUAGAUGGCCUAGUGUAGAAAGUAUUUGUGGCUUUGUGAUGAAUGUGAUGAAAAGGAGACUGACAAUAGGGUUUGUUAGAGUGAAAAACUGAAAGUCACUGUAAAACAUAAUUUUAAAACCGUUCUUUCAAGGUUUCUCUGUGCAUUCGUAGGCUUAUUUCAUAAAAAUACCGUAUUACAUCUCUUCACUGUAACAGAUGAUGUUCCUCUGUAUCUGGACUAACAGGUUAGAUGGAAUCUUCCAGUGUUGUUAUCUCAACUGCUACUUUUCUUUACUCUGUUGUCCCCGUAGCGUAGGUUUUCUUCAGGAAUAAUCAAAUCAAAACAGAUAUUUCUCUUUUCAUUGUGCUUGUAAAGGAAUAAUUGGACAUUUUUUGGGAAAUACACUUGAUCAUAUUCUUGCUAAAGUUUCAGUAAGACAACAAUGAAUAUGAAGCAAGAGGCUGCAGGGGAUUAGGUAGCCCGGUAGUUUUCCAAUAUUAACAAAAUCUCUGAAUGUUUUCUACAUUGGUUUUUACCAUUUGAGGUUUGACUGCAACUCUUUUUUUUUUUUUUUUAAAGUUGUUUUUUUGGCAGCUUUUUAUUAGAUAGGCGUAGUGAGAGAGAGACAGGAAACGGGGAGAAGAGUCGGGGGAAGACAUGCAGCAAAGGGCCGCGAACGGGAAUCGAACCCGGGCCAGCUGCGUCAGGGACCAGCCCCUGUACAUGGGUCGCCCGCUCAACGUGUUGAGCUAUACGGGCACCCCCUGACUGCAACUCUUUAAACUCCCCAGUUCAAUUCCAGUCCGGCCAGGCCUUUCAUAUCAUUUCGCUGCUCUCUCUCCACUGUUAGUCUAUUUUUUUAUUGCAAAAAUGGCACAAAAAAACAACAAAAUAAAUAUAAAUCACACCAAUUGGUAGCAUCCUCUUCUGCAGUGGUUUAACAGCACCCAACUAGAAAAUUAGAGCCACCAGAGAUCGAGUCAUGGUGGAUGGAUAUAGGCAUCAAUAUCUGUUUUCUGUUGCUCAUUGUCUUGAAAAUUCAGUUAAAAUUUGUGCUACACUUGGAUUGAAACCCAACUAAAACAUGAGCAUAGUGUGGUUUCUUGAAUAACUCUUGACAAGAAAAGGAAUAAGUGUGUUUCACCAAAACGUCGACUGGAACUGCUUAAUCAUCAGUUAGUAAAAUAAGUUUACAGUAGGUUGGAGCAACUUCCAGACAAAACACAUACAAUAACAAAGCAUGUGAGUUUUAAAUAUGAUCUAGGCUGACUUAUCAAACCUGCUGCGAAUGUUCAGGGAAACCUUACCCACAUUUUGUGACAUGUGCCUUCAAUUGUGGCUAGUUUCACAACCUAGACUUGUAAAUCAGGGAUGAUGAUGAUGAGAUGUUGAUAUCGGACCAGUUGAGUAAAGAUGCUGUUUCCUGAUGUGUCAUUAAGUCCAACUGGGUCGUCACUGACAAUGCUGAGCAUCCCUGAGCUUCCUCUAAAGUCGGGCGUUUAUUGCGAUUUUGGCAGCAUCAGGAAACUCUUUACCCACCGGAUCCUUUCUAAACACUGAAGGUGUUCUAUCCUUGUACAGUCGACAAACAUUAAGCCUGUAGCUCCUGACCUGGUUCAACUGAUCUGUGAAACGGGUUCAGUUACUUUUGUAGAUGAGUGCAGUUCAUGGCCUCGAGGAGAGGAAUUUCUCCACAUGUGCACCCUUUUUGAUCUUGCAAAGUGGUGUGACCCAGUGUAACUUCAUUCUUUAUUUUUGUGAGAAAUGAAAGGGACUGAAGGGGUUGCAGAGGUUGAGCCAGGUCUUUUCUUUACCAGAGAUCAGUGUACUUUUCUAGUGUUGCGAUGCAUGUACAUCUUUAUUUUGGAGUUUGAAGACAUUCAGUAGAUUUUGGACACGUUAAAGAAAAUGUGCAUAAAUUUAGUUUUUAAAUCAGUGUUAUUUUGUCUCAUUUCUCUGCCAGUGAUGAGUUACAUCUUGUGUCAGUGGAUGAGACAAACAUCAUCUUAGAGUCAGUGACACAGAGGAACUUUUACCUUCUAGGGAAACAUGAGUAAGGAAUCAUGAAACAGGUUGUUUUUUUUUUCUUUUAGAAGUUAAUGUUUCUUUUUCAAAGAAGUAUUAUGGGUGUCGAUUUCUCUAUCACUGACCUGUUAGGACCUUUGCUUUCACUUGCCGUUCACACUGCAGCCACGAUGCUUUUUUGAUUUUCCCAGUCAGCAUUCUCUGCAGUGCAUCGACAAACAAGUGAAAGUAACCUCUAUAUUGUCAAUAGAGCAACAACAGUAUGGAGUUGCUUUGUCUUGUAAAAAAAAAAAAAAAAAAAAAAAAGGAAAAAAGAAUGAUGGGUGACAUACUGUAUAUAAUGAUGUCAUUAUUUGUCUGAGAAAAGAUUUGUACUAUUGUUUCCAAUGUGCACUUAUCCUGAUAUUUUCUUUUUUGCUGUUUAAUAUCAGUUAUAAUGCUAGAGCUCUUGAUAAUAAACUUAAUGUGUGGAAAAAUAGUAUCCUCAAUAGCAGGGCUGAGUCACACACAGCUGUCAGUAAUAAUGAGAUGUCCAUAGUGCUGCAGAACUUGAAAAAUAACAAGGAGGGCGAGUUAGUUUUUUAUUUACCUGACAGAGAAAAUCCACCCUCAACUGAAUGAGUCACAAACUAAAUUUUGAUUUUGAAUACUAGUUAGCACAGCAAUGAAAUGCAUUAAAUAUAUGCACCAGUGCUUACAGUGAUACUCCAUUCAAAAUAUAUUACUUACUACACCUGUAAGUUUUUUUAGAAUAUGUUUUAUAAAGACCACAGUGAGAAUAUUUGUGGACAUUUUAUUGCUGUGAAAGUCCCGGUCGUCUUAAGCCCAUUUGAUGCUUUUGCGUAAUAAUUUGUGACCUUUGAAACAUGUUUUUUCGUGGGCUGUCAGCUACAUCUCAUGGUCUUCCUCAGCUCGUGCAUUUUUCUUACUUGCUGCAUACAAUUAUCUGUUCAAACGUCGCAGCUCUUGUUUUUUUACGUUAUGCUGAGGAAGAAAUGGCUAAAAAUUAGCUCUAAAAUAAGCUAGCAACUGUACUUGUAGUUGAAAUGUUUUUGUCAAAGUUUGAGGGUAGCAUUAUUUUUAAGCUAAAACCCACCAAAUUAUUGUGUGUAGGUAAAGUUUACGACAGAUGAUUUGAGAAAUAUACUCAAAUCUCACAAGAGCUCAUGUCUGUGUGCUAACAGUGACAGCCAGGAGGGAGUUAGCUUAGCUUAGCAUAGCUUAAAAACUGAAAGCAGGGUGCUGGUUCUGUCUAAAGUUUAAAAACAAUAAGGCCUACCAACACCUCUUAAGCUUGUUUUCAUAACGUCAAACACCAACUAAAAAGUUGUGGUAGUUGUGACUUUUAAGUAUUUAUACAACAUCAAACUGGACCGUUAGUUAGGCUAGCUGUUUUUUUUUUUGUUGUUGUUGUUGUUGCUUUCAGUCUUUUUGCUAAGCUAAGCUAACUGUCCCUGGCACAAAAAAAAAAAACACAACAAAAAAACGAACAUAUUGGUCUACCUUCUCGCAUGUACCAGUUUGGUAUAAGUUUGCCUCCUACAGUAACUGAAGUAACCUUUGUGAGUAAUAUUUUACGGUGAAUUUUCCCUUUAAUUUUAAGCCGCUAAACUUGUCUUGUACAUUGGUUCCUGGACUUGUCGGCUUUCCAUGUACAAAGACCCGAAUCAUUUUAACCCAGCCUUUUUUUGUGAGUCACCACAGUGAUGAUUAAUAGGUGUUUCAUUUAGAUUCCCUUAACCUCUUCUUCUUCUUUUCUUUUUGACUGGUAUAACAUUUUAACAAGGUUGAGCCAGGAAGGUGCUGGAGGUGAGAGUUUUCUCCCAAAAGCCAGAACCCUUGAACUGACAAAAACAACCUUGUACAUGAAUUCAGGAGGUAUUAACAGACUUUGUUGCUCCAGAAGAGUCUACAAAGGUCCAACUUUCACAUCAGCUCUGUUGUGUCAUGCCACAGAUAAUGAAAUUUCUUGCAUCUAAGGCUGUGCUUCAACCUGCUUGUUGGUGUUUCUUCUUGUGCCUCCUAACACCAGGUUCAAAGUAGAUGUUGGAAAAGAAACACAAGUUUGGAUAAAAUAAUGACUUUUUCAUGCUUUGGUUGGACUUUCAGGGGGCAUUACAAACAAAUGUAAUGCUAAGGCUUGUACUAUAAGGGUCAAUGUACAUUUAAAAAAAAAAACAAGAAAGGACUGUUGCAUGCUGACCCGUUGAGGUCACUGAAGAAAAGGUGCUAAGGAAGCAUUUACUUACGAGUCUCCUAUAACUUACUGGUUGUGACAUUGUUAUCCACUUCUGCUGUUUUCUAGUGACCUGCCAUGGCAAUGACUAACUUAAGAGGAGUUCAGUCACAAUCAUGGCAGAAAAAACAAGGAGUUCUAGCAUCUCUGUCUGGUAUCUAGCCAUUGUGAACACUGCGAAUGCAGUCAUGCAGGAAAUAGACUGGGAACCAUGUCUUUGGAAACAGGUUUGUGAACCAUUUGGGAUCCCAAACCAGAUGUUGUAAACUGUAUAUUUUGAUUCAUCCUGGAAGUGCAAGGUGUCAUAUGAGAUACCUACUAGUAAUUACUGAAGGGGAUCCCAAAUGGUACCAAGUUUUGAAGAUUUCCUGUUUUUAGGAUGGAGCUUCUGCUUUGCAACUCCCCAGUACAUUAGAACAGUCAUAUUUGGAUUGGACUAGAGUUUUUUUUUUUUUUUUUGACUGAUUGCAACAUAAUUCAAUGUUUUAUGUCAAAUGGCAUGAACAUGAGAAUAUAAAACAGUAGAAGGCUUUUAUUCUCAACAAACGUUCUGUUGAGGGUGGUUUCCUGCUAACUGUGAGAUGGUAGCUGUUUUUUAUUGAUACUCAACUAUCAUGUUUGUCUUGGAAGAUGUUGUGCUCUAAUGUUCUGGUGCACAGAGUGUUUUAUCACCAUAGAAAUAACUAAAUGUGCAUUUACCAGACGCUGUAGAUGACCGAUUGAACCGAUUCUUGCUCUUAAAGUAACAACACAGUGUUAUCUUACAAAUGUGAAGUCUGGACUAAACCUCGUCCACAAACCUUGAUUUUUGACUAAACACACCAAAAGAGAUGCUCUAAAACCAAGAGCAAAUGCUGUACAACAAUAAUGCAGAAUGCUCAAGAAUUUUAAAUGGAGAGUCCCAGUUCAGACCCAUUCGACCAUUUUGCAUCCCUGUUUCACUAAGCAUUUAAUUAUGUCGGGUUGCAUUAUGGUUCUUGGGAAACCAGCCUGAGAAAAGAUGACCCAAAAUUCUUGUUGUCGUUACUCACCAGUCCACAGCAGACAUCAGCAGACCUUUUUUUGCAGAAUGUAUAUAAUAUCAAUGAAUACUAACUAUACACAUUGUGGGCUGUUCAACAAUAGAGUGCCAGAAAGUGAAGACACGCAGAGAAUCUGUAGAUACUUAAACCAGGGUAGUCAAAAAAGCUGUAAAACCUUGUGUGCACUUUUGGGCAUUUUAUUUUUUGUUUUCUUUUGUACAUACUACUAGCAUUUAAGAUGUUUGGGUUGACAUGUCUGGUUAUAGUGCAAUAUAUUUUGUAUGCAAGCAGUUUCAAUAAAUAAAGGUUGAUCUUCCUCCGUU
Messenger RNA from Amphiprion ocellaris (clown anemonefish), 10249 nucleotides. RefSeq names its product fragile X messenger ribonucleoprotein 1 (gene fmr1). The transcript is spliced from 15 exons. Gene Ontology annotation, cellular component: axon; dendritic filopodium; membrane. Gene Ontology annotation, molecular function: protein homodimerization activity; translation regulator activity; mRNA 3'-UTR binding. Lineage: Eukaryota; Metazoa; Chordata; Actinopteri; Pomacentridae. The coding region runs from base 377 to 2194 and encodes 605 amino acids. Gene Ontology annotation, biological process: positive regulation of protein phosphorylation; regulation of translation at postsynapse, modulating synaptic transmission; regulation of dendrite morphogenesis. The record is from RefSeq and is a predicted model, not a curated record.